CGGAGGGAAAUGGCGAAUGGAAAACCCGUUUCCACAUUACUUCAAUCAUCGUAUCCUAUGAUGGGCGGUGACGGUCCACAUAGUUAUAUUCGUAAUUCUACGUACCAAAAAGCUGCAAUAGAGAGUGUGAAAACAAGCGCCAAAAAAGCCAUUUUAGCAAAACUCGAUCUUAAAACUUCGAUAUUUAACCUAAGUUCUUACAGAAUCGCAGAUUUCGGUUGUUCAGUUGGUCCCAACACAUUCGAUGUUAUCGAAAACAUUAUCGAAACCAUAAAACUCAAACACCAACAAGACGAAACCAAUAGAAACAACCAUGAAAACCUCGAGUUCCAUGUGUUCUUCAACGAUCAAUCCGACAAUGACUUUAAUACCCUCUUCAAAACCCUACCUCGGUAUCACAUUGAUCGUGAAGUUUUUGCAUGUGGUGUUCCCGGAUCCUUUUUCGGCCGAGUAUUUCCAAGAAACAGCCUUCACAUUGGACACACUUCUUACUCAAUCCACUGGCUCUCAGAAGCUCCUGAAGAUGUUUGUAACCAAAACUCACAAGCUUGGAAAAAAAAUAUCCAAUGUACUAAUCUAGUUGAAGAAGUGACCGAAGCUUACAAGAAACAAUUCAAGAAGGACAUGGGAGCUUUCAUUGAAGCUAGAGCUCAAGAACUUGUCCCUGGAGGAUUGAUGAUCAUUUUGGGACUGUGUUUGCCCGAUGGUGUACAGAUGAUUCGGACAUGGAAAGGCGUUGUCCAUGAAAUGAUCAGAGAUUGUUUGGUCGAUAUGGCCAAAUCGGGAAUAACAAGCGUGGAAAAGGUGGAAUCUUUCAACUUGCCGGUAUACUUCCCACAAUUUAGCGAAUUGAAGGAGGUGAUAGAGCAAAACGGGUGUUUUACCAUUGAGAUUAUGGAAGAAGUGAAGCAUCCUAUGGAGGAUAUGCUGCUAAGCAACGACUUCAUCACUUCCUCUUAUCGAGCCAUCUUCCACGGAGUCAUAGAAGAACAUUUCGGAGGCGGUGUUAUUGAUGAACUGUUCGAUCGAUUUGCUAAGAAGUUGAACAAAGACCCUGUUGAUUUUUUCAAGUGCCAAAAGGAUAUGCAAUACUUCAUCUUACUUAAGCGAAAGAUCUAUUGAGCUAUACGUAGUCUUUGUACUAAAUAAUACCGGAAAUCACGUUAGUUUUGCGUUCAAAC
Molecule: messenger RNA, 1181 nt
Organism: Tarenaya hassleriana
Lineage: Eukaryota; Viridiplantae; Streptophyta; Magnoliopsida; Brassicales; Cleomaceae
Product: probable S-adenosylmethionine-dependent methyltransferase At5g38780
Exons: 3
Coding region: 10-1122 (370 amino acids)
Biological process (GO): methylation
Molecular function (GO): S-adenosylmethionine-dependent methyltransferase activity
Source: RefSeq, a predicted model, not a curated record